Messenger RNA from Oncorhynchus kisutch (coho salmon), 510 nucleotides. RefSeq names its product polysialoglycoprotein-like. Bases 34 to 510 code for a protein of 158 amino acids. The record is from RefSeq and is a predicted model, not a curated record. The transcript is spliced from 5 exons. Lineage: Eukaryota; Metazoa; Chordata; Actinopteri; Salmoniformes; Salmonidae.
UCAUUAGUGGCCUAUAUAAGCCUCAUACAGGCCAUGGGAAGACAUUACCUGUUGAUAACACAGACUAUUUUCAUGAUCAUGGGAGGUGUGAGAGAAUUGCUGCUCGUUGUGAUGACUGUGGGGGUUGUCAAAGUUUCUUGUUACCCUGUUGGAAAGUCCCAGAAGCAAGAUCAAGUCUCUCUGCAGAGGAGACUUGGAGAGCUGUCAUCAAAUGACGUCUCCAUUGUGCAUGCCCUGGCCUUGCUCCGAUCCAUAGGGUCUGACGCGAAACAAACCAGAGAAGAGUAUUUAGAGACCAAUGAAGUAGAAUCCCAAGCUUCUCCAAACCAUGGUAGCUCUCCGGCAAAUGAUGCCCUGUCCUCUGACGACGCCACCUCUGAAGCUGCCACCGGCCCGUCCUCUGACGACGCCACCGGCCCGUCCUCUGACGACGCCAUCCCUGAAGCUGCCACCGGCCCGUCCUCUGACGACGCUCACCCUCUGAUAGCUGCCCACAGGGCCCGUCCUUAG